CACAUACCCACAUCGACCAUGUCGUGGGAUAACGCACGGCGACAUGCGCGCGCCCUCGAGUCGGCGCUCGACACCAAGCUCGCAUCUUAUUCGCGCCUCGCGGCCGACAUUGCAGGCGGCGGCCGUUUCGGCGGGCCCAGCCGUGACGUGCUUGCGCAGGAAGAGGAGGGCGUCGGCGGACACCGGCUCGUCGAGGAGGAGGUCGAGGAGUUGCUGGAGAAGCUGGAACAAGCAAUCGACGACCUCGCAGCCCAGAUGAACUCGCCGAGCCAGGCGCCGUCCGCGUCGAUGCAGCACGCGGCACAGCGGCACCGCGACAACCUCGACGACUACCGGCGCGAGUUUGGCCGCGUGCGCGCCGGCGUCGAGGCCGCGCUCGCGCGCAGCAACUUGCUCGGCAGUGUGCGGAAGGACAUUGACGACUACAAGUCGGGCCUGUCGUCGCAGACGGACGCGCUGCUCGCGGACCGCGGGCGCAUCGACUCGAGCCACCGCAUGCUCGACGAGACGCUCAACCAGGCGUAUGCGACGCGCGAGGAUUUCGCUCAGCAGCGCGGCAUGCUCGCCUCCAUCGAUGCGCGGAUGGGCGGCGUCGUGCAGCAGAUGCCGGGGAUCAAUCGCCUCAUUAGCAUGAUCUCGACGCGGCGGCGCCGCGACACGUUCAUCCUCGGCGGCGUCGUAGCUUUCUGCGUUCUCGUACUCAUUUGGUACUUGUUCGGUUGGUAGUGGUAGGAGUGGGUUGGUAGGAGUACGAGGAGCAUACGAGGACAAUCAGCACACCGAGGUGAGCGAGCACUCAUAGAGGUGUACAACAUUAGUGCAAUGUAAUGCACACUCGCCGCGAUGUGGUACGGGCAGCUGCUUCCAUACGACGCACUACAUCUGCACAACUCUACAUGCUACAACAGCGACACUAGUAGUCGUCACCA
Cutaneotrichosporon oleaginosum is the source of this 929-nucleotide messenger RNA. RefSeq lists its product as uncharacterized. NCBI's taxonomy places the organism in Eukaryota, Fungi, Basidiomycota, Tremellomycetes, Trichosporonales, Trichosporonaceae. The record is from RefSeq and is a predicted model, not a curated record. Gene Ontology annotation, cellular component: SNARE complex; cis-Golgi network; Golgi medial cisterna. Gene Ontology annotation, biological process: vesicle fusion; endoplasmic reticulum to Golgi vesicle-mediated transport. Gene Ontology annotation, molecular function: SNAP receptor activity.